This is a messenger RNA of Ctenocephalides felis (cat flea), 2172 nucleotides long. RefSeq names its product AP2-associated protein kinase 1-like. Gene Ontology annotation, biological process: protein phosphorylation. NCBI's taxonomy places the organism in Eukaryota, Metazoa, Arthropoda, Insecta, Siphonaptera, Pulicidae. The record is from RefSeq and is a predicted model, not a curated record. Gene Ontology annotation, molecular function: ATP binding; protein kinase activity.
AAUUAUUUAGGAUUUUAAAUUAAACAGUAUGCGUUGCAAAAUUAUUUUGUCAUAGUCCAAAGCAAUUGUAAAAUUCUAGUGAGGAAACAUAUUAAAGACUAUGUAAAAUACAAGCGAGUUUCUGUGAAAAUAUGUCAUUCAGUAUUGUGGUAUAGUCUUCUCUAGUUUGACAUUAACGUAAAAUUCUUCAACAUGAAGAAACUGUUUUCUAAAAUAGAAACUAAGAUCGAUAACAAUACAAAAGAAACUAAUAAUCAGGUCGGAAAAGUUUUCACUGUUGGCAGGGUCACAGUUACUGUCGAAGAUGUCAUAGCAGAGGGAGGGUUUGCAGUAGUGUUCUUAGCAAAGGGAAGUAGUGGUGCAAGAUAUGCUCUUAAAAGAAUGUAUGUUAACAAUGAACAUGACCUCAAUAUUUGUAGAAGAGAAAUUCAGAUAGCUAGCAAUCUAAGUGGUCACAAAAAUAUAAUUGGUUACAUAGAUUCCAGUAUACUACAUACUGGAAAUGGUGUUUACGAAAUUUUACUCCUGAUGCCUUACUGCAAAACUCAUGUGCUGGCCAUAAUGAAUACAAGGUUACAAACAGGGUUUAGUGAACAAGAAGUAAUGCAAAUUUUUUGUGAUACUGUUGAAGCUGUGUCUCGUCUUCAUCAUUGUCAAACGCCUAUAAUUCACCGCGACUUAAAAGUAGAAAAUAUUUUAAUGACAGAACAGGGUUCUUAUGUAUUGUGUGAUUUUGGUUCGGCUACUGGUAAAAUUUUAAACCCAACCACUCAUGGUGUUGCUUUAGUAGAGGAAGAAAUUAAAAAAUAUACAACCCUUUCAUAUAGAGCACCAGAAAUGGUAGAUAUGUAUUCAGGGAAACCAAUUACAACAAAGGCAGAUAUUUGGGCUUUGGGUUGUUUAUUAUAUAAAUUAUGCUUUUUUACUCUUCCAUUUGGUGAGAGCACCUUAGCAAUUCAAAGCGGGAAUUUUGUUAUUCCUGAUAAUUCCAAAUAUAGCAGAGGUGUUCAUCAAUUGAUAAAUUAUAUGCUGGAACCAGAUGCUGACAAGAGACCAGAUAUUUUUCAAGUCAGUGAAAUAGCAUUUAAAGUAGUUGGAAAGGACAAUCCAGUUCAAAUUUGCAUGUGAAAAAGCCCUAUUCCAAUUCUCCAGAAUUUACCACUUCCGGCCUUUGAGUCUGAAGUGAAACGAUCAUCUGUGAAACUAAGUAAACCAGCUGCAAGUACUUUGGUUGAAGGAACUAGUGUCACACCCAGGCAAAGGCCUAAAGGAAGUCAACCACCAUUAUUGAUAAAUUCAAACAUACCAAUAACACUGAACACAAAUGUAGCACCGGUUAGUAAUACACAUUCACCAGUUUCAAUAUCAGAACCACAAACUCUGGCACCUCCUCCUAGUCAGCAGGCGUUCAGCAGCCAGCCGUCACAGUUUCCAUCACCAACUUUUGAAACUGGCUUUCAACAAUUUGGUGCCACUAGUCCAGGACAAUCUUUUAAAAAAUAUCAAGUUGCUAAAACACCAACUGCGCCACCUCAGUUUACAGCAGAAGAAUCUCAACAAUCUGCACCUUUUGUUCCUGUUCAAUUUCCUGUACCAUUUAGCAUUGAUAAUGAUGACCCACCAUCUACUAAAUUAAAAGUCAAUUCCCCAAAUUCUUCUAAUUGCUUAUUUUCAUCCUCAAAUUUUACUAAUGAAAAAAUUGAUAACAUAAGGGAACCCUCGCCCACGCAUAUUAAUACGAAUAAUUCUGCAAAAGCCGAUGUGUCUGCUGAAAGUGUUAGUCAAUAUUUACCUUCACUGAAUACACCACCUUCAUCUCCCAAUUUGCACUUACCUAAAGGACAUAGAAGAUAUAUGAGUGACACCACAGCAUUUAAUAAAGUUUAUGCAAAUGAAACUAGCCAGUUUCUGGCUCCAUAUCAGACCUCAGUCAAACCAAGAUCUAGUUCCAAUUCUCCUCCAGAAACAUCGGAAAGAAACUCAGGUUCCCAAGGAUUGUCAAGUUCUGCUAACAAAUUGAAUAAAAAUGUUUUUCCUGUGGAUAAUCGCUCUUUAUGUGACAUGGCCAAUUGGAAUCCAUUGGAGCCUACACCUUUUUCUCAAAUGACCGAAGACCAUAUCUUUGGCGCCGAGUUUGAUAAAAUCAGACACGGUACAGAAUGUAGUGAGUAG